Molecule: messenger RNA, 2237 nt
Organism: Phragmites australis (common reed)
Lineage: Eukaryota; Viridiplantae; Streptophyta; Magnoliopsida; Poales; Poaceae
Product: flap endonuclease GEN-like 1
Exons: 8
Coding region: 170-2071 (633 amino acids)
Biological process (GO): pollen development
Molecular function (GO): 5'-flap endonuclease activity
Source: RefSeq, a predicted model, not a curated record
GCAGCCCAUUAGCCACCGCGAGGCACGCGAGUUGCCAAGGCCAGCACCACGGCACCGCCUACGAGCGCCGGAGCAGCGCUCCCACGGUCCCACCCCUAAACCUUCUGCCACGACCAACGCCGCGGCCGACCGAGCCCGUCGCUGCCUCGCCGCCGGCGGGAGAAGAGAGAUGGGCGUGGGGGGCAGCUUCUGGGACCUCCUGAAGCCCUACGCGCGCCACGAGGGCGCGGGGUACCUCCGCGGCCGCCGCGUCGCCGUCGAUCUCUCCUUCUGGGUCGUCUCCCACAGCACCGCCAUCCUGGCGCGCUCGCCGCGGGCGCGGAAGCCCCACCUCCGCAACACCUUUUUCCGCACCCUCUCCCUCUUCGCCAAGAUGGGUGCUUUCCCGGUGUUCGUGGUGGAUGGCGAGCCGUCGCCGCUCAAGUCGCAGGCGAGGGCUGCGCGCUUCUUCCGAGGCUCUGGGAUGGACCUGGCCGCAUUGCCGAGCACAGGGACGGAGGCGGAGUCCAGUGCGGCCACGGCACCGGUUAAAGGGCGGAAUGCUGCUGUCACGCGAUACGUGGAGGAGUGCGUGGAACUGCUUGAAUAUCUUGGAAUGCCUGUACUGCGGGCAAAUGGUGAAGCUGAAGCCCUUUGCGCUCUGUUGAAUAACGAAGGUCAUGUAGAUGCAUGCAUCACUGCAGACAGUGAUGCUUUCCUCUUUGGUGCUAAGACUGUCAUAAAGGUCCUCCAAUCUAAUUGUAAGGAACCUUUUGAGUGCUACAACAUAGCAGACAUUGAAUCUGGUCUUGGAUUGAAGAGGAAACAAAUGAUAGCCAUGGCCCUUCUUAUUGGCAGUGACCAUGAUUUGCAUGGGGUGCCUGGUUUUGGUGUUGAGACUGCACUUCGGUUUGUGCAGUUAUUUGAUGAAGAUUGCAUUUUAGAAAAGUUAUAUGAAAUUGGUAGAGGGGUUUAUCCAUUCCUUGAAGGAUUUGACAAGCCACAUAUUGAUGAUCUUCCAUCACCGUCCACAAAAAGCCCAAUUGUGAGAUCACCGCACUGCUCACAUUGUGGUCACCCAGGCAGCAAGAAAAAUCAUAGCAAGGUUGGGUGCAAUUAUUGCUUAGUGGAAGCAUUAGAGAAUUGCAUAGAAAAACCAGCUGGGUUCAAAUGUGAAUGUCCUAGUUGUGACGAGGAGCAGAGAAGACAUGAAAAUUGGCAAAUCAAGGUCUGCAAAAGAAUAGCUGCUGAGACAAAUUUUCCGAAUGAGGAGAUCAUUAAAUUGUAUUUAAGUGAUAACAAUUUGGAUAAAGAAAAUGGUGUUCCCUUGCUUAGUUGGAAUAAGCCUGAUGUCGAAGCUUUGAUUGACUUCUUAACUUAUAAGCAGAACUGGGAGCCAUCUUAUAUUCGGCAAAUGAUGCUUCCUAUGUUAUCGACCAUAUAUUUACGUGAGGUGGCGUCAUCGCCAUCUAAACCUUUGCUUCUUUAUGACCAAUAUGAGUUCCAUUCAAUUCAACGGAUUAAAAUAAGGCAUGGUUACCCUUAUUACUUGGUCAGAUGGAUGAGAGCUACUCAUGGUAUGAUUUCAAAUGUAUCCACCAAGAAGCCAGAAAUGGAAGGGGAGGUGAGUAGCGAGGUAGUGGUGUUGGACGAUGAUGACGACGAGGAUGCUACAGUAGUUAAUGAAUCUCCUGAGUUGUUAGACGAGCCAGAUGCUCCACAAGUGCUAACUGAUAAUAACUGCUCCUUUUUAUUGACUGAUGAAGACAUUCAACUUGUCAGUGCUGCAUUUCCUAGGGAAACAGCAAGAUUUCAGGAAGAACAGAGGCUGAAAGAAGCAGAAUCAAGAGCACGAAAAUCCAAAUUGAACUUAGCAAAUAGCGUGUGCGAAACACCUAAAGGCCCAAGACCUAGCGGAGCUCAGCUUAGCAUCAAGGACUUCUACCGCUCGAAGAAAGGCCUGAACAUCGAAUCUGGGAAGGAGACGGUUGGAGAAGGCCACACAUCGAAGGAAGCCUCACGAAAAUCCUCAGAUAGAGACCUCAACGAGAAGCUGCCCAAGUCUGUUCGACGCCGCCUCCUUUUCGACUGACAGAAAGCCGGCCUGUGGUCAGCCUCGCAAUAUUUCUGCCACUGUUGUACAUGAUAUAGUGAAUGUCUUAAUCUUUUGGCCGGCGUAAAUUAUGUGGCCAUUUUUGUACAGAGAACAACAUCAUGUUUUUUAUCUGAGGAAAUGAAACAGAUGUUUUUCAAAUUGA